AUGUCUGAAAAUGCUUUUCCAAAGAUUCCUAAUUUAGAUCUUGCGAAUUAUAGAUUUAUUUUAAACAAUCCAAAAACCUCGGAAUUACAUGAUGAAGCGAGAACUAAUUUAUUUAAUGCUAUUGAGGAGAAUAAUAUGGCACCAUUUUACCAAUUGAUUACCGAAGAACUCAAGAUUCCAUUUGAUAAAUCUUUGUUUGCAAAAUACCAGGAAAAUAAUAAAGAAGAAUUGAAGAAAUUGGAUGAAAAACUUGAAGAUGCUGAAAACAAUUUAGGCGAGACAGAAAUUAGCGAUGCUUUAUUAGCUAAGGCUGAAUUCUUUGCAAAAAUUGGAGACAAGGAAAAAGCUAUUACAGCAUAUCGUAUCGCAUUAGAUAAAACAGCGGGAUUAGGUUCACGAAUUGAUAUAAUUUUUUGUUUUGUAAGGAUCGGAUUCUUUUUUAAUGACAAUGAUUUGAUCAGUCGUAAUAUCGAAAGGACCAAGAGUUUAAUAGAAGAAGGUGGCGACUGGGAUCGGCGUAAUCGACUUAAGGUGUAUGAAGCCAUUUACAGGUUAUCCAUACGCGAUUUUAAAACAGCUGCAAAUUUGUUCCUGGAUACUUUAUCGACGUUCAUGUCUACGGAAUUGAUGGAGUAUAAAGAUUUUGUUAAAUAUGCUGUUUUAGCUGGCGCGAUUUCCUUGAGCCGAGUUGAUUUGAAAAAGAAGGUAAUUGAUGCGCCAGAGGUAUUAGAAGUCUUACACGAAAUUUCGCACUUGGAAGAUUAUAUUACCUCACUUUACAAUUGCGAUUAUGCAAAAUUCUUCCGAGCACUUGCGGAUAUCGAAUUAGAUCACUUGCGCGUUUCAAGGUACUUAUUCUCACAUGUUAGAUAUUAUGUUCGAGAAAUGAGAAUCAUUGCAUAUGCGCAGCUUUUGGAGUCAUAUCGUUCACUUACUAUGGAUAGUAUGGCAAAUUCAUUUGGUGUUUCGGAGGAAUUCAUCGACAAUGAUGUAUCAAAGUUCAUAGCCGCUGGACGUCUCAACUGUGUAAUUGAUAAAGUGAAUGGAAUCGUUGAGACAAAUAGACCGGAUGCUAAGAAUGCGCAAUAUCAACAAAGCAUCAAACAAGGAGAUAUUUUAUUGACUCGUAUUCAAAAAUUAUCAAGAGUUAUUAAUGUAUAA
Funneliformis caledonium is the source of this 1161-nucleotide messenger RNA. NCBI's taxonomy places the organism in Eukaryota, Fungi, Glomeromycota, Glomeromycetes, Glomerales, Glomeraceae. The record is from the annotation of a GenBank genome assembly.